Molecule: messenger RNA, 948 nt
Organism: Dioscorea cayenensis subsp. rotundata (Guinea yam)
Lineage: Eukaryota; Viridiplantae; Streptophyta; Magnoliopsida; Dioscoreales; Dioscoreaceae
Product: peptidyl-prolyl cis-trans isomerase FKBP17-2, chloroplastic
Exons: 3
Coding region: 38-877 (279 amino acids)
Cellular component (GO): chloroplast
Molecular function (GO): peptidyl-prolyl cis-trans isomerase activity
Source: RefSeq, a predicted model, not a curated record
AGAAAUAUAUAUUAAAAAAAAAAAUGAAAAAGAAUCAAUGGCCAUGGAAGUAUAUAUCAUCUCAAAUUACAUAGAGCUCCACAAAGCAAAGCUUCAACAACUCCUCCGAGCUCCAACAAUGGCGACCUUCUUAACCUCUCCAACCCUCAUCAUCCCUCGCCCAAUCCCAAAACCCCAUCUCUCCUGCUCACAAUCACCACAAAUCCCUCCUCCUUCUUCUCCAUCCCAACAACAACCCCUAAACCCAAUCUCAUCUUCAUCGCCUUCAAAACCUAAUCCUCAAAGACCACAACCUCCAUUGAAGCCUAGGGUUUCAUCGACGCAGCCGGAAAGCACCGAUUGGGUGGCCUCCACCUUGACCCGCCGCUUCGGCCUCGGCGCUGGCCUCGCUUGGGUUGCUUUCCUCGCCAUCGGCGUCGUCUCCGAGCAGAUCAAAACCCGCUUUGAAGCUUCUCAGCAAGAAUCCAAUACUAGGACUGUGGAGAAAGAAGAAGAAACAGUGCUCCCCAAUGGCAUCAAAUACUAUGAACUAACAAUUGGUGGUGGGGCUUAUCCCAGAAAAGGAGACUUAGUAGUGAUAGACCUUAAAGGGAGAGUUAAGGACAGUAACAAUGCCCCAUUUAUAGACACUUUCAGUGAGGGAAAGAAGCCAUUAGCAUUGGUUAUGGGGUCAAGGCCCUACACUAAGGGCAUGUGUGAAGGAAUAGAGUAUGUUUUGAACUCCAUGAAGGCUGGUGGUAAGAGAAGAGUUCUAGUACCUCCAACAAUGGGUUUUGGAGAUGAUGGUGUUGAUUUGGGUUCAAAUGUUCAAAUACCUCCAGCUUCUACCCUUGAAUAUAUUGUUCAGGUUGAUAAGGUUUCUAUUGCACCCUCUUGAUUUGUAUUCCUUUAGUUUAAAUUGUAGACUUUGGGGGUUUAUCUUGUUUGAAAUAAUGAGUCCUUUAGCUA